Messenger RNA from Esox lucius (northern pike), 2303 nucleotides. It is a transcript of the gene derl1, whose product is annotated as derlin 1. Lineage: Eukaryota; Metazoa; Chordata; Actinopteri; Esociformes; Esocidae. The record is from RefSeq and is a predicted model, not a curated record. Gene Ontology annotation, biological process: endoplasmic reticulum unfolded protein response. The coding region runs from base 174 to 929 and encodes 251 amino acids. Gene Ontology annotation, cellular component: endoplasmic reticulum membrane; Hrd1p ubiquitin ligase ERAD-L complex. The transcript is spliced from 8 exons. Gene Ontology annotation, molecular function: misfolded protein binding; ubiquitin-specific protease binding.
AGUCGCGAGAAGCCACGUCAUGAAAACUUGACUGAGGAACAAAACGCUCGUGAGCAGUUCUUGUCAUCUGAAGAGAAUUAUACCAGAAGUGGAUCGCUGCUGUCUUGGGGACUAUUCUUUUUGCCGUUAGGCACCUAUCUGACUGUGAUUGUAUUGCCAAAAUCGUAUGGAAAAUGUCAGAUAUCGGGGACUGGUUCAAAAGCAUACCCUUCAUCACUCGGUAUUGGUUUGCUGGAUCGAUUUUGGUUCCCUUGAUAGGUAAACUAGGACUAAUCAGUCCUAUGUACCUUGUCUUAUGGCCAGAGAACUUCUUUCACAAAUUUCAGGUAUGGAGACCCAUCACCUCCACCCUGUACUUCCCCGUGGGCCCCGGGACAGGAUUCCUCUACCUGGUCAAUCUGUAUUUCCUGUACCAGUACUCCACCAGACUGGAGACGGGGGCGUUUGAUGGGCGGCCUGCGGACUACGUGUUCAUGUUGCUGUUCAACUGGCUCUGCAUAGUCAUAACGGGAUUAAUGAUGGACAUGCAGCUGCUGAUGAUCCCAUUGAUCAUGUCAGUUCUGUACGUGUGGGCUCAGCUGAACAGAGAAAUGAUCGUGUCCUUCUGGUUUGGAACCCGUUUUAAGGCAUGUUAUCUACCCUGGGUUAUCCUGGGAUUCAACUACAUAAUAGGAGGCUCUGUUGUCAAUGAGCUGAUUGGGAACCUGGUGGGCCACCUGUACUUCUUCCUGAUGUUUAAAUAUCCCAUGGAUCUGGGAGGCAGGUCCUUCCUGUCAACACCUGAGUUACUGUACCGCUUCCUGCCAAACAGACGAGGGGGCGUGUCCGGUUUUGGGGCUCCGCCCAGCAGGAGACCGGCAGCUCCUGAGGCUGGAGGAGGAGGAGGACGACACGCCUGGGGAGCUGGCUUCCGUCUGGGAGACGAUUGAGUAGACCGUCCCUGGUCCCAGUCUGUAGCAGGACAAAGACUCUGGUCUGCUCAAGACUUUCCUACAUUGCAACUCCUGCGGAUGUUGAAAUGAUGCAGAAGAAAACCAGAUUUUAUACUAUCUAGCCCCCCCCUGGCCCCCCACCCUCCGGACAGUUCCCAAGAGAUGCCGCAGCUUGGUUUCUGACCAGCGUGUUAUUUUUCUUUCUGUGUUGCUCCCUCACACAAUGCCAUAUCAGAUGACACUGUAAUUACAGGAUUUCUCUUAGAACGCUGUCGCAGCUAGCUUCAUUACAACGUGGGUUUGGCAAAAAAAAAAAAAAAACAGCAUUGUUCAGUGCGAGAACAGCUGAGUGCUAACAACUGAAUAAUCUUUUCCUGUCUUUCACAGAACAGUGUCGGCAGUGCAAAAAGUAUAUAUGUACAACUUCAUUUUUCUUGUUCGUACUCCCGUCCCGAUGUUUGUGCUGUCAAAUGGUUUUAUAAUUGCACAGCAGCACUGAAUGUUAGUUUUUUUGUCUUUUCAAAUCGUUGAGUGAGGUCGCUGUAAAAUUUUCUUUUUUUAAAUGUUAACAUAGUAUAAACAUUCUCUGAAGUCAAUAAUGUGACACAACAUUGUAAUUAGUCAGAGAGAAAGACUACGAGUUGGCCUGGAAACGCCUGAGGUUUGUCCCACUGCAGUAGAUGGUUUGGAUCCAUGUGAAACUGCAGUGUCAUAGUUCCGUCUCCCUCAAUUUAGCUCUUCUACAGGACUACUUUAAUGGACAAUACAAAUAAAUCUGCAAAUGUUAAUGUAUGCCCCACAUUGUGUGUAACGCUUUCACACAACUGUGAAAUGGCAUCAAGAUAUUUUUUUUGAGUGUGCUGAUAAUUUGAUUUCCUGCCAACAGAUUAAAUAAAAUCUAAAAGCAGCGUUGUUAUAAUCACACUUGUCUUGGGGAUGUACAGUUAUGUAGCAGAGUUGCAGUCAGUUCCAUCCAUAUUCAGCCUAUGGAGUUCAAAUGCAUGGUUUGAUCUCUGAAGAGUUAACAUGUGCUACCAUGCCUUUUCACCAGAGGAUGUCUUACGGUUGUGCAUCUUAAUGCACAAACCAUCUUUGGCUGGAUUUGGUCUCUGUGAAAUUAAUUGCAUUUUGUACUGACUAAAGAGAAUGGAACCAAACUUCAGUUCUGUUCCCAUUUUUAGACAUUUUAAAAGUUUUCAGGCUUUUGUUUUUAUUAAUAUAGCAGGGAAACAGUUUUGCUGAAAGAGACGUGAACAGGAUUUUAACCCAUAUCACAGCGAUACAUGUGUCCCAGAUCACUGGGGCCAUCCUUGGCCACAAUCUUCCGCGGAUAAAUUAUUUUAUAAGUAAUAAACAAUCUUUUCAUUGCCA